Vanessa atalanta (red admiral) is the source of this 1446-nucleotide messenger RNA. Its product is annotated as multiple inositol polyphosphate phosphatase 1-like. Lineage: Eukaryota; Metazoa; Arthropoda; Insecta; Lepidoptera; Nymphalidae. Gene Ontology annotation, molecular function: acid phosphatase activity; inositol phosphate phosphatase activity. The record is from RefSeq and is a predicted model, not a curated record. The transcript is spliced from 9 exons. Bases 25 to 1350 code for a protein of 441 amino acids.
UUAGUUUUAUUUUUUCUAUUUAUAAUGAAAACCCACACCAUACAAUGUCUUAUAACCACAAUUUAUUUUUUUACUUUAAGUAUUGUAAUAGUUUUGAGUCAUAACUUACACGCGACAACUCUUAAACCGAAGGAUAUUCGAAAUUUUUUAGGAACUCGAACUCCAUAUCGAUUUAAAAAUAACAAAAAUGAUACUAGAAUAAGUUUUCCUAGUUGCAAGGAAACAAAAAUAUGGAUGAUUCUACGGCAUGGAACAAGGCUUCCUAGUGCUAAAGAUAUUCUUGGAAUGAACACUAAAUUAAAAGAAUUAAAAUAUGAAAUUUUAAUGAAAAAUAAUCAAGGGAAAGGUACCAUAAAAGAGGACUAUUUAAAUCUAUUUAAAAACUGGUCUAAUGACAUCGAAAUAGAGCAAGAGAAAUAUCUGACAUUAGAAGGGCAAUAUGAAAUGAUACAACUUGCUGAGAGGAUGCAGAAAAGAUUUCCGAACUCUAUUAAAAACAAAUACAACAGUAAACACUUUAAGUUCAAAUACACAGCAACACAAAGAGCUCAACAAAGUGCAAGAUAUUUCACAGUAGGAUUAUUUGACAAAAACAAUUCACAAAGUGUUGUAUUUGAACCAGCACUUAAAGUUGAUACGACAUUGCGAUUUUACAAACACUGUGACAAGUGGCUAAAGCAAGUUAAGAGAAAUCCAAAUACAUAUAAGGAGCAAAUGUUGUAUGGCAAUAGUAAUGAAAUGAAUGUGACACUACAGUCUAUCUCUAAAAGAUUCGGUCUCGAUAGAGUAUUGCGCUUGGAUAUAGCGAAUUUAAUUUAUAAGAUAUGUGGUUAUGAGACAUCUUGGCAUAAAUUUUAUCCAUCACCCUGGUGUAUUGGUUUUGACGAUGUCAGUGUUAAAAUUCUGGAGUAUUAUCAUGAUCUAAAACACUAUUGGCUGGACGGUUAUGGGUUCAACCUGACGUAUAAACAGGCGUGUAUGUUAUUAAAGAAUGUGUUUGAGAGUUUCAGUAAAAAAGGUCCGAACGCAACAUUCCUCUUUGCUCACUCCGGUACAUUAUUGAAGUUGUUAACGCACUUGGAACUUUAUAAGCCAGACUCACAUUUGAUGGGAGACACCAUAGUCAAAGACAGGACGUGGAGAGCGUCAAACAUUGACUGCUUCGCUUCUAACUUAGCUUUUGUUUUAUUCAAGUGCAAAGAUGGAGAUAAAAUAUUAUCGUUACAUCAAGAGAGAAUAAUUAAACUGCCAAUGUGUAAAGAAGAACUCUGUCCGCUUGAAUAUUUAAAGGAAUAUUUCUAUGACUCUAUUCACAAUUGUGAUCAUUCUGAUAUGUGCAGACUUGAUUAGUAUUAUUUUAAAUGGCUGAUCAUUAUACUAACUCAGUGUAUGUCAUGCCUUAUCUUAUCUAUCUAUUUGUAUAAGAUACAUGUAUGUACUACCAGU